CUGCCCUGGUCUCGUCAUCCGUCCCUGACAAGCCUCACGUUUCCCACUGUGACCUCAGACUGUCGUUGGACAGAUGCACGCCUCUUAGCAUUAGCUUUAAUGAAAGCCGGUGGGAACUCACAAGAAAUACACUAAACUGUCGGCUUUACCGUGUUUUAUAGCGACUUGUUCGCCGUGCGCACAUCUUAUCCAACCCGACAGAGAGGAGCGGGCUAGCAGGAAACAUGGCUGCAAUCGAGGAGCUUUCCCCCGCUGCGGGCCCGGUGGCCACCCGGCCCCCCGAGGACGAGAUUGACGACGAUGAAGAUGAAGAUCUAGAUGAGACUCUGAUGGAGAGGUUGUGGGGCCUGACAGAGAUGUUCCCUGACACAGUUCGCACUGCUGCUGAAGUGUCUGCACAAUGCUCGGUCUCAUUGGCCAAGAAAUUUUACAGUUUUUCCCGCUCGGCACUCUGGGUCGGUACUACCUCCUUCAUGAUCUUGGUGCUGCCUGUUGUGUUUGAGACAGAAAGACUACAGCUGGAGCAGCAGCAGCUACAACAGCAGAGACAGAUCCUGUUGGGGCCCAACACUGGAAUGUCUGGUGGGAUGCCGGGCAUGAUGCCUCCUGCACCUGGCAAGAUGUGAGACACAGGAAGGGCCAACGGGAUCCUGAGAUCUGCUGCCAACGAAACAGCGCGGCCGGUCGCAAGGAGAGACAGAGAGACCAUGGAGAAGGGCAAAGAACUGCAGUUAGAUAAAAAA
Molecule: messenger RNA, 743 nt
Organism: Etheostoma cragini (Arkansas darter)
Lineage: Eukaryota; Metazoa; Chordata; Actinopteri; Perciformes; Percidae
Gene: tomm22
Product: translocase of outer mitochondrial membrane 22 homolog (yeast)
Exons: 4
Coding region: 225-626 (133 amino acids)
Biological process (GO): intracellular protein transport
Cellular component (GO): mitochondrial outer membrane
Source: RefSeq, a predicted model, not a curated record